CAUAUAUUUUACUAUGUAUGACCUUUUUGCAUGAUCCUAAGCAAUAUUAAUAUAUUUAUAUGCGACUGCUACUCGUGGUGCUGGUAAGUUCCAAAAAGAUUUCUUUCUAAUGGUGCGCUUUAAAUUGCUCUAGUUUAAUAACAACAACAACAACAACACCUUUAAUUGUGCUUUCCAACAUCGUGUGUAGUGGUCUGCGAAAUUGACAAUUGUAAAUGAAGAUUGUAAUGCACCAUUUAUAAUGUUGCAAUAUAUUUUGAUUAGACCAAGCCAAUAACCAAGUGGAGAAAUUGUGUAAUAAUUGAAAAUAAUAAUUAUGAAAAUUUAUUGGAAAUUAUCUAUUCUUUCAUAAAUACUAAUGAUAAUAUAUAUAUAUAUAUAUAUAUAUCUAAUCAUUUAUUACUAUUAAUAGUCUUGAACAGUAUUUUAAUAAUAUAUAAUAGUUAAAUAAUUGAUGAAAAUUAUACUUAACCUAUUGGGUCUUAAAAUCCAGUUAUACUUUUAAUAAUUUCUUGUUCAAAAAUUGACUCCAUGGCCUUGUAAUGACUAAAUUCUAUCGAAAAUGUUGAAUUACCAGAUGUUAUACUUCUUAAACUCAUAGAAUAUCCAAGCAAAUUUGACAACGGUGCAUAAGCAGUAAUAAUCUGCAUGAAAAUUGCAUUAAUAUUAAUUUGUACUGACUAACGUCAUCUAUUAAUAUCUAUGUAUAAAUAUUGUUAUUAACCUUAUUUUGUCCACGCAUGUCAACAUUUUGUAUUUCACAUCUCCGUUGAUUAAGAUCAGCAAGAACGGCCGAUGAAUAAUCAUUCAUAGUAACAAUUUCUAAAUUCAUAAUCGGUUCCAAUAUUAUACUCGUGCCUUUUUGCAUCAGCUAAAAAAGAAAAGAAAAUGUCAAUUUUAAACAACAUAUAGUUCGAUUCAUAAUUUUUCUUUUUUUUUUUUUACUUACACGAACUUCGAUAAUAUGACACUAUGAUAAUGAAUUAUUAAAUCCUAUUGAUAUUGAUCUCACGAAUAUAAUGAAAAAAUAAAUACAAGUUAUAAAUCAAAUUACAAAUUACGAUUCUAUACAAUAAUACGUCAAUUAUGGACGUGUCUUUACAAAAGAGUUUUUUUAAAUCAAUGAAGAGAGAGGGAGAGAGAGUUUACAUCCAUUGAUCGAUGAAUUAUUUUAUAAACACAAAAUAUAAAUAGAAUUGCAUUUUUUAACGUUAGAUAUGCAUUCUACGAUUAAUACGAAUGAGGAAAGAAACAACUGAAGGAAACAUUGCAAAUUUUUAAGUGUAAAGCUCGUCGUUUACAAAUAGUUCCGCCUAAUGAACGCGUUCUAUUUAAUUAAAAAUUAUUUGGACUCGUAUAAAUAAGAAAUGGUAAAGAAACUUCAAUGGUUGCUGCGUACUUGUCUCUUCUUUGCAGUAUCAAUGAAAAACCAUUAGAAUAUUGGGGUAAACAUCAAUCGCAGACAGGAUGCAUUCGUAAGAUCUUAGAUAGCGAUUUACUCGACAAUGUUAUAGAAAUUCAGGAUAUUCAACAAUCGAACAUUUCAAAAACAUUAAUAUCCUGUCCACCUAAUAUAACCCAACUUUUGAACGUUGGAUUACCCGUUCUUGUUAUUAUAUUAAAAAAUUUCGACGCGGAUUGUCGUUUUCAAAUUCAGGUUAUAGAUACGAAUAAUAUACGUCAUCAUUUUCAAUUUUAUACCGGUGAUCUGGAAAAAAGUCGAAACGUCAGAGAUCCUGUUAUUUGUCGUGCUAAGAUUCAACUUCAAUCUGGUUGGAAUAAAAUAGAAUUAAAUUUGAAAACAUUAACAGACAUUGCAUUUAAGUCACAGUAUAUAGCAACGCAGAGAUUAGAAAUCUGUGCCAAUUGUCGAUUACGUAGGAUAUAUUUUGUAGAUAGGCAUUAUAAUGAUUCUGAAAUUUCAUUGGAUUUAUAUCAAGGAUUUCUUGAUCUAUACAUGUUAAAAUGGGGUAUAUAUCGAAUAGAGAAUGCAACGCAAACUACAAACUUAAAACAGAAAAAAACAAAUCUUAAGAAUAACAAUAAUAGUAAUAAUAAUUACAAAGAAUAUCAAAACCUUUUAAAUGCGGAUAACAUUGCUAAUUCUAAUGAGUUAUAUUAUAAUAACAAAAUAAGUAAUUCAUUCGUACAGACCCAAACCGAUGACCGUCCAAAAGAUGUUAAUUCCAAGUUAAUAAAUAAUAUAAGAAUGAAAUCAAAUAGUUUAAUAGAUGAAUUUUUUAGCAGGCAACGUCCAACUUCAUUAUCCGUUGCUAAUUUCAAAGAUCAAAUAAUAAUAAAAUCAUAUGUUGUACCGAUGCAUAUUAAUAAAUCACAAAAAAAAGACAAAUGGAAUGAUAUUAAAUUGUCUAAUUGGAAUAAAUUAAUAGAAGAAAGCAAAGAUACAUCUAAUAUCCCAAUAUCUCUAGACAUGCAAAAAGAAUAUAAUGAAACAUUUAAUAAUCAGCAACAAAAAUAUAUUUUAAAGUCUAAUAACUUGGAUGAAAAAUGGACGUAUAGGUAUCUUUAUGAGGGAAAGCAUUAUUUAAAAACUAAUGAUAUAACAGAAAACGAUACGUCAGACGUUCAAAGUAUUUCUUAUAAGAACAAUUCUAAUUUUAUAUUUCCAAUAUCACAAAAAAUCAACAAUAAUGUAAUGAAAAUCACUGAUGUUCAAAAGAAUGUUCAAAAGAAAAGAAAAGACUAAAGUAUCAUUGAUUUUGCAAUAAAAUUAUCAAAAAAUUCAUACUCACUUGUUUGAUACAUUGUGUAACAGCAGCAGAAACUAUAGUAUCUGAUGUACCCUUUCUUAUCUCUAACCAAUGGAGCUUAAUUCCGGUGUCUAUAACUGGAGAAUUUAAUUUUGGACCACUUUUAAGGGCAAGUUUUAUGCCCUUUUUUAUGGCAGCCAUCAUCUUUGGUUGUAUAUCGUCGAUAUUAGAAGCAGAUUCUUUCGUAUGAUCAAAUUGUAAAAUUUCUUUUUGCUUGUAAUUUGGUAUUAAGGACAAAGUUAUGGUAACACUAUGAAAAGUUUUGCCUAUUUUGUACUCAUUAGAGAAUGUGUCUUUGAUCAUUUCUGUUAUAGCUUCCUUAUAAGCUAUUUGCAAAGGACCUAGAUCGGCAUCAAUUUUAUAUUCCGUUCUAAUUCUUUCUUUAAUAAUUUCAAUGUGCAAUUCUCCCAUUCCAGCUAACACCGUUUGACCAGUCUCUUCGUCUUGUUUUAUUCUUAAGCUAGGAUCUUCUCUUCCAAGUUCUUGCAAUGCAAUUUCUAAAGCUACCUGUUUCGAUAGAGAAGGUGGUUCUAUAGAACAAAAGAAGACAGGAUCUGGUAUAUUAGUACCAGAUGUAAAAAUAUUAUUUAAUUUUCUUUCGGCCAAUUCAGUAGAUUUAUAUUCGUUCAGAUUUCUUUGGGCAUGUUUCAUUACUGAUGCGCUAUUAGUUAUUAAAUCACCGGUAACAGUAGUUUGUAAUCCAGCAACUGCUGCAAUAUUACCAUUAUUAAUUGCAUUAAUUUCUUUAUAGUCAUCAGCACAGGCAAUAUAUAAACGACUAAUUUGUUCUACCUUUUCUUUUUGAACGUUAUAUAUUUUUUCACCUUUCUUCAUAGUACCAGUAUAAAUUCUAAAAAAAGUGAUAGGUCCUCUUUGUUUAUCAUGUACAAUUUUAAAAACACGCGCGGAUAAAUUAUUGUUGAAACAACGAUAGUCAUUUCUGUAUUCAUUUGGAAAUGGCAAAUAUAAUACAAUACUAUCCAUUAAAGGUUGUACACCAAUGUUUUUAUAAGAACUACCUAUAAGAACUGGCACACCAUUUCUUGAUAAUGUAAUUUUUCUUAAGGAUUCGCAUAUUGCCUGAUCAGUUACUUUAUCGAGUGAUUCUUCUUCUAUUAUUACUUCGGCUAAUUUGUCAUCCAAAUUUGAUAACUUAUCUAGCAACAUUUCACGUUUUUCAUUCGCUAUAUUCCAUAAAUCAUUGUCAUCGUUUUGCGUUAAUUUUUUUCUUAUGAAAUCUAAUCCUUGACUCUUCUUAUUAAAUAUUAUUUUCUCUAAGCUUACAAUGUCUAUUAUACCUUCAAAAACGUCUCCCUUUUUUAUAGGAUAUUGUAUUGGCAAUGCAUUGGUAUUUAAUUUUAAUUCUAUGGAUUUUAAACUUUUUUCAAAAUCUGCAUCCGGGCGAUCCAUUUUAUUAACAUAAAUGAUUUUGGGUAUCUCGUAUUUAUCUGCCUGUCUGUAAACUGUUAAUGUCUGUGCUUCCACACCAGCUGAUCCAUCUAAUAUAAUCACCACACCAUCCAUAACACGUAAUGCCUGUUCCACUUCCAUAGUAAAAUCAAUGUGUCCUGGUGUAUCAAUUAAAUUAAAACGAUACUUUUUCCAAUUAAAUGUUACGGCUGCAGAAGUUAUUGUUAUACCACGUUGACGUUCUUGUUCCAUAUAAUCUGUCACCGUAUUCCCAUGAUGUACUUCUCCCAUAUUUUUAAUAAGUCCAGAGUAAAAUAACAUUCGUUCGGUUGUUGUCGUUUUACCUACAUAACAAAAUAACAUACAAAUAAGUUUUUAUUUGUUAUAUUUAAUAGAAUAUAAAAAAAAUAAAAAAAUAAAAGAAGUAUAUUAACCGGCAUCGAUGUGUGCCAAUA
Messenger RNA from Vespa velutina, 4636 nucleotides. RefSeq names its product ribosomal protein VAR1, mitochondrial-like. Gene Ontology annotation, biological process: regulation of cilium beat frequency involved in ciliary motility; cilium assembly; positive regulation of cell motility. Gene Ontology annotation, cellular component: ciliary basal body; motile cilium. NCBI's taxonomy places the organism in Eukaryota, Metazoa, Arthropoda, Insecta, Hymenoptera, Vespidae. The transcript is spliced from 3 exons. The coding region runs from base 1385 to 2707 and encodes 440 amino acids. The record is from RefSeq and is a predicted model, not a curated record.